UGGGCCGGCCCCCACUUUCUUUUUAAAAACGCUCUUUUCUCAUUCUCACCUGAUUUCCUCCUCCCUUUUCUGGCCAUUCUUUGUCCUCUUCCUGGUUUUCACAUGUUAAGAGUUUUGAGGACUCAGCCUUAGGUCCUCUUCAUUCUAUACAGUCUCUUGUCCCUGGCAUUUUUGUCCACUCCUAUGGUUUUAUUCACUGCCUUUUUCCAAGUUCUCAAAACUGCUUGCAGGUCUUACAUACUUUACAGGCUCCCCAAAUCUGGAAUGUCCACUACCGGUUCUCCAGCAUAGACCAUCUUAGCAAAAGGCCCACACGCACCUUUAGUACCCCCUUCUCCUCCUCCCAGUCCUCAUCUACAGUUGAUCAGAUGUCCAUACAUUUCCAAAUAUGUUCACCUAUCCUCCAUGCCUCUGCCCUGGUCCCAGCCAUCGCGGUACACUCAGAUAGCCUCCUGACCGGUCCCCCGCCUCCACUUUUGUUCUUACUCAAUUCAGUUGCCACACGGUGGCCACAGUGACCUUCAGAUACACAUUUGAAUAUCACAUUUUACUCUUUGGAAUUACCAUGAAGUCCAAAAUCCUCAACAUGUGCCAACUCACAAGUCUAUGCAUAAAUUGUAUCCUGCCCACCUUUUCACCAUCAUAAACCACUCCAAUCCUUCUCUGCUGUCCAGCCAUGUGGGUUCUUUCUGCCUGGAAAGUGACCCACGCCCCACGAUCUUACCUCCAAGGAUUCUAUGUCAAUGUCCCUCUUAGAUCAUCACCUCCCCACUCCCAAUUCUGGUCACAGUCGUAGUUGGUCGUCUACUUCCCCUGCACCAUAGCCUAAGCUCCGUGAGGGCAGUGGGCUUGUCUCUCCUGCUCACCAUCAUGUACAUCGUCUUGGUCCCAGAUAUUUAACAUACGUUUGUCCAAAAAACUUAGAAAAAAAGGGAUAGCGAGGGGACAGACGGGUGUGGCGGGUAGGACAGACAGAGAUGGAAGGAGGUGCAGCAGACUGAGGUCGCAAUAGGAGGGGUCGCAAACAGGACAGACCGAUGGGGGAGGAGGGUAGAGCAGCCAGACAGAAGCCGCAUCAUAUGCAGCGGCCGCAGCGCCAGGAGGCGAGCUCAUGCUGGGCCGCGCCUCCGCAGGGGGCGUCCGUCGCCUGGGGCGUGGCCUCGCGCAGCCCCGCCCUCCUUGCCAGCGACCUGGCGGGCGGGCGGGCGGCUCGCAGCGGUGGCGCCGACAUGGCUGCGCUGGUGGAGCCGCUGGGGCUGGAGCGGGACGUGUCCCGGGCGGUGGAGCUCCUCGAGCGGCUCCAGCGCAGCGGGGAGCUGCCCCCGCAGAAGCUGCAGGCCCUCCAGCGCGUCCUGCAGAGCCGCUUCUGCUCUGCCAUCCGGGAGGUGUAUGAGCAGCUCUAUGACACGCUGGAUAUCACCGGCAGCGCUGAGAUCCGGGCCCAUGCCACAGCCAAGGCUACAGUUGCUGCCUUCACAGCCAGUGAGGGUCAUGCACAUCCCAGGGUAGUGGAGCUGCCCAAGACAGACGAGGGACUGGGCUUCAACAUCAUGGGGGGCAAGGAGCAGAACUCGCCCAUCUACAUCUCCCGUGUCAUUCCUGGGGGUGUGGCUGACCGCCACGGAGGCCUCAAGCGUGGGGACCAGCUGCUGUCAGUGAAUGGUGUGAGCGUUGAGGGUGAGCAGCACGAGAAGGCAGUGGAGCUGCUGAAGGCGGCCCAAGGCUCCGUGAAGCUGGUGGUGCGUUACACACCACGUGUGCUGGAGGAGAUGGAGGCCCGCUUUGAGAAGAUGCGCUCAGCCCGCCGGCGUCAGCAGCACCAGAGCUACUCGUCCUUGGAGUCUCGAGGCUGAAACCACAGAUCUGGACCCUCCCGUCACCCCCUCCCCUGUACAGUAUUUAUUGUCACCAGCUCCUUAUUUAAAGAUCUUUGACCCUCA
Hipposideros armiger (great roundleaf bat) is the source of this 1940-nucleotide messenger RNA. It is a transcript of the gene LIN7B, whose product is annotated as lin-7 cell polarity scaffold B. Lineage: Eukaryota; Metazoa; Chordata; Mammalia; Chiroptera; Hipposideridae. The transcript is spliced from 6 exons. The record is from RefSeq and is a predicted model, not a curated record. The coding region runs from base 1038 to 1853 and encodes 271 amino acids. Gene Ontology annotation, molecular function: protein binding.